This is a messenger RNA of Prunus persica (peach), 746 nucleotides long. RefSeq names its product protein DETOXIFICATION 45, chloroplastic-like. The coding region runs from base 54 to 386 and encodes 110 amino acids. Lineage: Eukaryota; Viridiplantae; Streptophyta; Magnoliopsida; Rosales; Rosaceae. The transcript is spliced from 4 exons. The record is from RefSeq and is a predicted model, not a curated record. Gene Ontology annotation, cellular component: chloroplast.
UUCUUCUUGGAACAACUCUUGCUGUUCUUACUACCUUGACAUUGGGAACAUCAAUGGCUGCUCGUCAAGGUCCAGUAGCUAUGGCUGCUCAUCAGAUAUGUAUACAAGUUUGGUUGGCUGUAUCCCUUCUAACUGAUGCAAUGGCUGCAUCUGGUCAGGCCCUGAUUGCUACUUAUUUAUGUAAAGGUGAAUACAAAAUUGUGAAAGAAGUUGGUGACUCUGUGUUAAAGGGUCUAAAAGAAAUGGUUGAGUGUUUGUUUGGAACUUUGACUAAGUCAACUGAUGCUAUUGGGCAAGACGAUAUUGAAGGUCCAGGAAUGAAACCAACAAACCUCCUGAGGUCAAAAAAUCUCCAACCCACUUUGGAAUGGCAGAACAAGUAUUAGAAGGCCAUAAAGAAAUAGCCACAAGUUCUGAUACAUGUACAUAAAAAGUGUGAAGUUCAAACCUACAGACGACAAGGGAAGAAGGAAGCUCUGUCCCAUAGAGGUGAUCCGUGGAGUAAACAUGUUUAUGCCACCAUUCCAAAUUGACUGGCCCCUCGAAUUGCACAAUGGCAAUAUGCUCUCCUCCUGCGACUCUAAAGUAGGCAAAACACUGGUGUUGGAAGGACAUGUAACAGGGUUAUUGUGCAUUCCAUUGUACAAGCUUGAAUGGAUUUUAUUUUCUGUUGUAUUUGGCCCUUCUCUUUUGAAGCAUGCCAAAAAUCAUCCUGGUUUCGUAAUAUGUGGUUUGUGGCCAAUUCA